Molecule: messenger RNA, 681 nt
Organism: Symbiodinium natans
Lineage: Eukaryota; Dinophyceae; Suessiales; Symbiodiniaceae
Source: the annotation of a GenBank genome assembly
AUGGCAACGGCUGCCAUGCACCAGGCCUGGGACUACAUAGACAGUCACUUCGACGAGAGGGGGUUGUUUGGCGAAGCAGGCGGAGACAUGGUCGCGCGACUGAGCGCUCAAGUUUGCGCGCACCCGUUUCCAUAUGGGAUGGCUCUCCAGACAGCUCUCCUUGGAUGCGUCAACGGAGCUCGGGUUCGUUGUUUUCCAGGAGACCCUUCGCCUUUGUCACUCGUGUGCCUCGUGGUAAACCCACCUCAGACAAGGAAAAGUGGGAUAACAAAUUGCAUCAACAAAGUGGGCAAGGCGGUUGACAGAGUGAUUGCUCGCUGGGCUGAAGGCAAGGAGCUUCGGCCUAGGAGUGCCGUCUUGACUACUUUCACGGAAGCGGGCUUCUUCCAGAGAUGCAGUGCAGAGGGCGAGCGUUUGUACUACAGUGUUUUGUUGUCCUUGGACGAAAGCUACCGACUCCUGAAGAUGUUGGGACUGGGUACAGGCAAAGGACAUGGCAAGGAGCACGCAGCUGCACCCACGGAUGGUGCCUCGCAGUGGAACGCAUUGCUGCAGACAGGUCACAGCAGCAUGACCUGCAAGACGGGCGUGAGCUACGAGUCCCGCAGCGCCACGUGCAACGUGGUUGGCGUCGGCAACAUUCAUUCUGGCCCUUUCCUUGGCUUGGUGAAGCUAGGAUGA